AUGCAAUGUGAUACAGACUCAGCUCUGGAAUAUAUUACAAUAGAACAGAUAUCAGAAUUUCUCUCUAAUCCAGCAUCUCUGAUCGUCAGUCCUGACAGAUCUCAGUUCUUUGAAUAUGAGUCUGUCUCUCUGAGCUGUGAGGUUCAGGGGAACUCUGCUGGAUGGAGAGUGGUGAGGAACACAUCGAGAGGAAACCUUUCAGAUUGUGAUACUGACUGGGGAAAACAACAAGGGUCUUCAUGCAUCGUGUCACUAAAACCAUCAGACAGUGGAGUGUACUGGUGUGAGUCUGGGUCUGGAGAACACAGCAAUGCUGUCAACAUCACAGUACAUGCUGGAGCUGUGAUCCUGGAGAGCCCUGCCCUUCCUGUGACUGAGGGAGAUUCUGUGACUCUGCGCUGCAGAUAUCAGCGAACUCCCUCUGACCUCACAGCUGAUUUCUACAAAGAUGGAUCCCUCAUCAGGGCUGAGACUACAGGAGAGAUGACCAUCCCUGCAGUAUCCAAGUCAGAUGAAGGACUCUACAAGUGUUACAACUCUGAAGGAGAAUCACCAGAGAGCUGGAUGACUGUGACAGAGAAGUCUAGAGGAGCUGAUCCAGUCUACUCUGCAGUGAAGACCUCCAACACCACAGGUACUGUAGUGGAUCUGGUCCAGGUGAUGUGA
This is a messenger RNA of Salmo salar (Atlantic salmon), 666 nucleotides long. Lineage: Eukaryota; Metazoa; Chordata; Actinopteri; Salmoniformes; Salmonidae. The record is from RefSeq and is a predicted model, not a curated record.